AUGGGAUUCAUCGAAAGAAUAAAAGCCCAUGUCGAAAUGUGGAAAAUUGAAAAAUAUACAAAGCGGCGACCGGUAGAUACCCCAGAUUUCGAACAAAAAGAUCGGGAUUUUUAUGAUCAAUAUUAUAAGGAUGGCGUCUACUUACAUCAUCAUCAGCGCGAUGCGAAUGACCCAACACAACACUUUCCUUCUUCUCCUGGUGGGAAGGGGCUGGCCAGAAAGACUACCUUGCUACGUUCCAAGAGUGAAAGACUUGUUCGGUCUUCUGAAAAGUAUAAUAUAUUAAAAACAAAUACAAAAACAAACAACCUUAAAGAGUAUACCUUUGGCACGAUUACUGCCAAUAAUUGGAGUUUUAACUUGCUUAUGCGCUUAUAA
Molecule: messenger RNA, 378 nt
Organism: Phycomyces blakesleeanus NRRL 1555(-)
Lineage: Eukaryota; Fungi; Mucoromycota; Mucoromycetes; Mucorales; Phycomycetaceae
Exons: 3
Coding region: 1-378 (125 amino acids)
Source: RefSeq, a predicted model, not a curated record